Molecule: messenger RNA, 277 nt
Organism: Gryllus bimaculatus (two-spotted cricket)
Lineage: Eukaryota; Metazoa; Arthropoda; Insecta; Orthoptera; Gryllidae
Source: the annotation of a GenBank genome assembly
UUUUUUUUGUUUUUUUUAGGAGACACCUGGAUUGGUUCAUGGGUGGGGUAAUUUUUCCCUAGUUUUACUUUAUGUCCUGAAAAUGAAUCGAGAAUUGAAAUGAGGGUUCUUUCAGUAUCCUCCAAAGAAGAAGUGAAGAUGGAAGAUGAAUUGGAUGAAGAACAAAUUGAUGAGUCAGUUUUUGAUCACAGUUCCAAUGAAGGCGAAUAACCUACAUGUCUUGUAGUCUAAUGCAGCCAUGGUUAUACAUGGUUAAAAAUAAUAUUGUGCUAUUUCU